CGAUGUGUUUUACGCAUGCGCCAUCUCGAAAGGAGAGCUGUCGAGGUCGUGCUGUAGGAUUUCGUUUUGUUAAUGCAAAAAUGCCUGCAGACCACGACAAGAGAGCGUAUCCGGAGCCUCCAGAGAAAACUCCGGUUUUGGACAAGCAGACAGUGGUGCCAAAACCGGCAGCGAUCAUCGCCAGUCUCUUCUAUUACUCUGUGGACGUGCCUGUGACCGCUUUUAGAGAUGCUAUUGACAGUAUUCGGGCUAAAAACAGGCCUGUGUACUACCACCAGAAGUUCCGCCGUGUUCCUGACCUGACCGAGUGCCAGGAGGGAGACUACGUCUGCUACUACGAGGCAGAGAUGCAGUGGAGGAGAGACUUCAAAGUGGAUCAAGAGAUUGUAAAAGUGGUCCAGGAGCGUAUGAAGGCCUGUCACAAGAGGGAAGGAGCCAACAGUCGCCAGAACUGUGCCAAAGAAUUGGAACAGUUCACUGAAGUUGCAAAGAACUAUCAGUCACGCUGUAAGUACAAUUUGAGAUGGAGACCUGGGAGCAUAUGCCAGUGGGAGAAAGUGUCUAAUGAAGCAGAAAGAACGGAUGAUUGCAGCUCAGGCCAAGAAUGUUUAAAUAUUGUAAAAUAAAGCUAUAUGUAAA
Messenger RNA from Betta splendens (Siamese fighting fish), 639 nucleotides. RefSeq names its product NADH:ubiquinone oxidoreductase subunit B10 (gene ndufb10). The record is from RefSeq and is a predicted model, not a curated record. NCBI's taxonomy places the organism in Eukaryota, Metazoa, Chordata, Actinopteri, Anabantiformes, Osphronemidae. The coding region runs from base 3 to 626 and encodes 207 amino acids. The transcript has 4 exons.